Messenger RNA from Rubroshorea leprosula, 913 nucleotides. NCBI's taxonomy places the organism in Eukaryota, Viridiplantae, Streptophyta, Magnoliopsida, Malvales, Dipterocarpaceae. The record is from the annotation of a GenBank genome assembly.
ACAUUAAAAGUCUUCCUUCCAUUUGUGUGGCUCCAUGUGGCUGUUCUUGCUGCUACUUUGCAACCUUCCAUUUGCUUUCAUUUGCAUUACAUUUCCGCCUCAUUUCACCAACAUUUCAUCAACAUUUUGCAGCAUAGGUUGCUGCACUUUGCUGCGACCGUGCUUUGGUGCAGCUCCCCCUUCUUUUCAUUUUGCUGCCACUUGUGCAGCUUUCUUUCCAUUUGCUGCCACCUAUGUAGCCUUCUUUCCAUUUGCUGCCUCUUGUGCAGCUUUGACACCAUAGCUCCAACACUCCUUCUUGGUGUUAAAGCUGAGGAUAACAUGACAUUAACCAAGCAUUUGGAAUCUGCCAUUUGUGCAAUUCUUUAUCCUUUGGUUUUGAUUUUUUGUUGCUGCUAAAGCAUCUCCUUUAGCAGAUUAGCUCCUCCUUCAAUGUUGCAGCUUCAUCUUGCUUGGAUUUGCUGCUUUCACACAUUUUUUUUGGAGCUUUACUGAGCCAUUUUGCUGUCUCGUUGCAACAAACAUCACAGCUUUGAUGCCAUUUUUCAACUUCUUUGUGCUUGGUGUUGGUGAAACCUCCAUCAAAGCCACAUCCAUGAAGAGUUUUCUUGGGAAAACUCAAGACAUAACCAUAGCAAACAUAAAGGAUGGAUGAACAUAUCAUGAAAUGAAACUGAUUUUUUUUGUGUUAAGUUUCCCAUUCCAUCAACCAUGUUUUGCCUUAUGGAUUGUUUUUUGAAACAAACAUGAACACCUUCUCUUUGAAUCCAGUGUUCCUCUCCUUGACAUCUCCCAUGGUGGGACUAACAUAUGCCUCCAUCUUCACAGCCUUUUUUGCUGCAAGAUUUUGGCCAAGCAAGAGGGGUUUCACAUGAAAAACUAUCUGAAAAACAAAGAAAGGUGGUCCUUUUUU